UGAAAGCCUCCAAAUUUUCAAAAGUCCCAAAUUCUCCCCAUUUCAUUUGGCUUUCCUUCAUAAUCUUCCUAACACACCCUAAUCGACGACCGAUCUGUUUUUGCUUCUCCCCUAGAAUGAAACGAAUGCGAGUGAUUCCACACACUACCUUUGGCGCUGACCCAAAUACACGUCGUAUCCAACCUAUGAUGUUCCCCAUACGCGAUUACAAUCUCGAGCAGCACUUCCGUCAACACCACCAACACCAACACCUCCACCCCACCACCACAAUCUUCACACCCACUGUGCCUCUACACUGCUUCCUCUCGUUUCUCAUCUCAUCCCCUACUUAUUGCUACCGGUCCUCCCCUCUUCUGUGAUAGAUUUGUCAGUCGUCUGCAAACUCCUCUACCCUGCUCCAUCGGCUCUCUAUAGCGCUUCAUCGGCGCCGCCUCCACUCCGGCUCCCAUGCAUUACCUAAAAUCGGCUUGACAUGUGUCUGCUUCGUCAUCUCUCUCUAGCAACAAAUAACAGUCAAGUUCCAUGGCUUUUGAAAAAAAUAAAUAAGAGAAAUGGUGUUUUUAGAGCCAGGAAGGUGAAGCAGUAUUAUCGAGGUGGAUCUGCUCUACUUCAGGGAUGGGUUGUCGAUAUCAAGACCACGAGGAAGGGUGAAGAGCAAGUGAUUGAUGGUAACAAACUUUCCCUUUUGUGAUUUUGCUUCUGACUCUUUGGGAAAACUUAAAAGAUUCGUUUAUGAAAGGGACUAAUAGGGAUUGUUUAAAAAUGAAAUUUUUACUUAAUAUUUUUGGGUUGUUUAAAAAUGAAACUUUUACUUAGUAUUUUUGGGACAUUACAAAUUAGAAAUUAUACUAAAAGGUUGUCUUCAAAAGUUUGCAUUAGACUCAUUUUGUAGUAGUGAGAAAACCUACAAAUUACAAUUGUGUUGAUGUUUUACCACUUUUUUUAUUAUUAUUUUCCCC
Messenger RNA from Lactuca virosa, 959 nucleotides. The record is from the annotation of a GenBank genome assembly. NCBI's taxonomy places the organism in Eukaryota, Viridiplantae, Streptophyta, Magnoliopsida, Asterales, Asteraceae.